CCUGUUGGUAGUGUUAGUGUCGUAUAUAGACAGUGUCAGUUAUAGUCUAGUCUAAAUUUGUGCGGCGUGAACUAAAUACGUGUUGAUUUAGGAAUUUCGUUUUUGGUGGAAAAAUGUGGCUUGAGGUGACUUUACUUUGGAGUUUGAUUUGCUAUUGCACCGGCGACAUCGAGAAGCGAGCUCUGAUCUUCCCGCCAACAAGUCUUUAUGGGACAUUUCUGGCGAUCGCCGUGCCGAUCGACAUCCCGGACAAGAACGUGUUCGUGUCGUACAACUUCGAGGCCAACUACAGCCCCGUCACCAACAUCACGCAGGUCGACGAGGUCAUCUUCCCCAACUUACCCGAAAUCAGCCGCAGACAUAGCCGAAGCAUCACCAGAGAAUUAGCUUACACAGUGUUGGAAGCAAGAUUCAGGGAGCACGGCAUGAAGGGCAAGGAAUGCAUGCUGCGCAACAUCUGCGAGGCUGCCGAGACGCCGCUGCACCACAACGGGCUGCUGGGACACAUCAUGCACAUCAUUUUCACGCCAUCCACGUCCCGUGAGGAAGGUCUCUCGUAUGAGUACUACCAAGCUGAGCUGGACGGGCAGCGCCAGGACUGCGACAAGUACCUGGACCUCUGCCCCUUCAGCGUGUUCGACGUCAUCACCAGGCUCGUGGAGUACCCACACUGACAUUCUACACUAGGGUCUUACCACACCAAUUGAUCGAUUAUCAACCUAAAUAGAAACUCUUCUUCUUUGUCGUAUCUGACGUUCGCGCGGCGGUGACAUACUCUCGCGGCAAUCAUGUGCUAACCCUGCUGGCUGAGAGACGUGACGACAUCAUCAAAAUGAGACUCUCCAUUUGCACCCAACGUGUGCUGGGUUUCUUCGGCCAUCUGAGCAGGCACCGCAUAGUCUAGAGAAGCUCACAAUCACGGGACGCAUGGCAAGGAAGCGAAGACGUGGAAAUAUGGGCACAGGUUGGGCAGACAGAAUAACGUCUGUGACAAAGACCACAUUGCAGGCCAGCAUGCACCGGUGGAAAUAGAAACUAGAGACAGGCAAAUAUAUGGCAACGAUUUUAAUAGAAUUAAGGAUUGAGUAUAAAAAUCACAAUUUCAUCAAAGACGUUUCAAAUAACAUUUGGACGUGCGAGGCUUUCAAAAUCGUUGUCAACAUGGACUGACUUCAUCUUCCAGACAUAUUAUUAUAAUGACACCGAUCUAAUGGUGUGUUAAAAAACUAAUCAAAGUUAAAAUCAAGACUGUGGUGAUGUGGUGAUACAGUCCUCCAUCUGAACUUAAAUCUUAACAAUUAAAUUAUUGAUAUUAGUAUUACUUUUUGUUUGUCAUUUGUAAAUAAAUACACUUACAGUUUGUGAGAAUUCAAAAGGGCAUUCGGUUUUUGAGUGAAAUCAGACUGACGUAGUCGCAAAAUUUACACUAAAGUAGUGUAGGUACUUAGUAGUAGUUUUCGUCCCAUAUUAUAGCUCUAAAAUUUUAAAGUCCUUUUAGAAGCCCUCACACUGUACUAAUUAAAAUCGUAAUAUUAAAAAAAAUCCUUGUUAAAAAUUAAUGGAAAUAAGUUUCUGUUAACGUUUAAUGACGAAAUGAAAUGUAUAUUUUAAUUUCUGUAUAAUUUUAUUGUGUGCAUAUCUUUUAACCCGAAAGUAUUUCACAUAAUAUAUUAUUAUGUGUUACAGUAGCUACUAAAUUUAAGUAGGUACGAAGUACUUAAAUUACUAAGAUAUCAAAUAUUUAACAAAGUAACUUCACAGCCAUCAAAGUAAUUCUUAUAAGUUAAAAACUUACAAAAGCAAUUCGAUACUUACGAAAGUUAAAUAAUACAUACAUCCCUAUCCAGAAAUAAUGUACCGCCAAAACUGCUCAAAAUAGGAAGACUUAAAAUGUAUUUUUUUUUCAAAGUACUUUAGAUAUUAUUCCUUUCAUAAACAUUUACUAAAAUUGACAAGCCGAUGUAAAUAAUUUCUCCCUUUCCAGCAUACUAAUACGUAGGACAGAGACACGCGAUCAAUCAAAGCGCUUAUUAACUUUAGUAAACGUGUACGAAUACGAAUAAGGGGGUUCGUAAGUGUCAGGUAAAUCACAUUUUAAAGUUGUCCCUACUCACCCCAUUUGACGGUAGGUAUCUGCGUACACUAACUCUGACGUCGAGACUUGUUAGUGUAGGCAUAACAAAAUACCUACGUAUUUCUAUUCAAAAUUCUUACAAUUAGGUAUCAUAAUGACACUAUGGUGUUGCAGGCAGGGUGCGUGACGUAGGUCAGCCACAAAAUGCAAACAUCCACUUUCUCCAAUAAAUAUUAUAAUGUCUAUAAAUACGUUUACAACACAGAAGGAAUAUCCAAAGUUCAGAAGAUAGAAACACAGAAGGUAACAGUACGGAAGAUAUUUAGAAAUAUAAAAUACAGCGUAAACAAAGGCAAAGCGAUAGCGAUCGUAAUGCGUCUAGCGGUCAUAAGCGACAUGCGUUUCGCGUCAGUAUCGUGCAUAGACUGAGGUGGGGCGCGGCGCUUGCCGGCCGGUACUGGACGCAUCGAAACCGGGCGCCGCGAACAAAGAACUGCUAUCGCGGUGCGCGUUUGCAUAGCACACAACGACCUGUUGGUACGGCAAAUUAUUGACGGACGAUACAUAAACUUAACGUGUAUAUUAUAAAUAUGUAAAUGUAAUAUAAUAUUGUGU
Molecule: messenger RNA, 2689 nt
Organism: Leguminivora glycinivorella
Lineage: Eukaryota; Metazoa; Arthropoda; Insecta; Lepidoptera; Tortricidae
Exons: 6
Coding region: 114-674 (186 amino acids)
Source: RefSeq, a predicted model, not a curated record